Messenger RNA from Eufriesea mexicana, 606 nucleotides. Its product is annotated as low molecular weight phosphotyrosine protein phosphatase. Gene Ontology annotation, molecular function: acid phosphatase activity; non-membrane spanning protein tyrosine phosphatase activity. NCBI's taxonomy places the organism in Eukaryota, Metazoa, Arthropoda, Insecta, Hymenoptera, Apidae. The record is from RefSeq and is a predicted model, not a curated record. The transcript is spliced from 4 exons. The coding region runs from base 52 to 537 and encodes 161 amino acids. Gene Ontology annotation, cellular component: cytoplasm. Gene Ontology annotation, biological process: protein dephosphorylation.
UAUCUAUUAUUAACACUAUUACGAUUUAAUUUUUAUAUAAAAUAAUUAAAUAUGAAUGAAAAAAAGAGGGUACUUAUGAUUUGUCUUGGAAAUAUUUGUCGUUCACCCAUAGCAGAAGCAGUUUUUCAAGAUCAAAUAAAUAAGUUAAAGUUAGCUGACAGAUGGGAAGUAAGAAGUGCUGCUCUUGUACAAUAUCAUUUGCACAAACCUCCAGAUUCCAGAACUCUGUCUGUACUAAGAGAUAAUGGUAUUAUUAACUACAUUCACAAAGUGAAACAAAUUGAUCAACAAGAUUUUUAUAAAUAUGAUUAUAUAUUUGGAAUGGAUAACGAGAAUAUUAAAAGCUUAAAUCGGUUAAAACCUAAUGAUUGUAAAGCCAAAAUUGAACUUCUUGGAAAAUAUGAUCCACAACAAGAAAUUAUAAUAAGAGAUCCAUACUAUGUAGAGUUCUAUGACAUGAACAUUGAGGGAUUUAAGAAAGUAUAUGAGCAAUGUGUGCGGAGUAUAGUAGCCUUUUUGGAACAACAUAAAACUUGAAUGUACUAUUAAUAAUGUUAUUAAACUUGUAAUUCGUUAAUUAAAUGUAAAGAAAUAUUAUCAUAAGAA